Effrenium voratum is the source of this 1137-nucleotide messenger RNA. Lineage: Eukaryota; Dinophyceae; Suessiales; Symbiodiniaceae. The record is from the annotation of a GenBank genome assembly.
AUGACCAGCAACCUGCUGGCGGCGCUGAAAAGCCAACAGGGCAAGGGUACCACGGUGACGACGCAUCCCCUCAUCGAGGCGGCCAAGAGCGGGUCGGAGGAUGCCUGUGCGAAGGCGAUGCAGGGGCCCAAGGUGAAGGUGGACCAGAAAGAUGCCGACGGCAUCAGCGCCCUGAUGUAUGCGGCAGAGAUGGGCCAUAUUCACGUGGUGAAGUUCCUGGUGGACGCAGGCAGUCGGAUCUCCGCCAAGGAUGACACGGGGGAGACGGCCCUGAUGAAAGCCUGCAAAUCGGGGCACCUGGAGGUGGUGAGGUAUCUCAUCGAUGCCCAGACCCAACGCCACAAGCGGGGGGGCAUGACGGCGGAUCAGAAGUUCAUGAAGAUGGAGAGGCAGCGUGUGCUGGACGUGAAGGACGAUGAGGGGGUCACCGCGCUGAUGAAGGCGGCGGAGAACGACGAGCUGGAAGUCCUGCGGCUCUUGGUGGACGAAGGCGCCUCUCUGGACCUGAAGGACGACCAUGGCUGGACGGUGUUGAUGUGGGCGGCCCUGGCCGGGAGCAUUGACACCUGCGAGUUCUUGAUCAAAAACUACGACGCGGCCGCGGAUUAUGUGACAGACAAGGGCGAGACCGCGCUCAUGAAGGCUGCCGCCAAUGGUCACCAGGAUGUCUGCGAGUUUCUGAUGGAGCAGGGCGCCAAGGUGAACCAGCUGGACUCGGAGCACCAAACCGCCCUCAUGUGGGCGGCCGCCAUGGGCCAUUCCUCCGUGGUGCGGUGCCUCCUGGCCAAGGAUGCGAAGGUGGACCUGCCCUGCAAGGGCGGCAAGACCACCUUGAUGUUGGCCGCCCAGCUGGGCCGUGAGGUGGUCAUCGGGGACCUGCUGGCUGCCCGCGCGAAGGUGGAGCACCAGGACUCGGAGGGCUUCAAUGCGCUCUUCGGGGCCAUCCAAAGCGGCAGCCAGGACCUGGUGACGCUUCUCAUGCAGCAUCGUUGCUCCGUUGAGGCCCACAACAAGCGGGGGGAGACGCCAUUGAUGUGGGCGGCCAUGCAGCAGCAGCUGGAUUGCGUCAAGCUCCUGCUGCAGGUGUGGAUGGACAUCGCCUUCUUGGCCAUGUUCUACAAGAUGUCGGAUCCGUAG